Phytophthora sojae is the source of this 1402-nucleotide messenger RNA. RefSeq lists its product as hypothetical. Gene Ontology annotation, cellular component: mitochondrion. The transcript is spliced from 4 exons. Gene Ontology annotation, molecular function: protein-containing complex binding. Bases 147 to 1181 code for a protein of 344 amino acids. The record is from RefSeq and is a predicted model, not a curated record. Lineage: Eukaryota; Oomycota; Peronosporomycetes; Peronosporales; Peronosporaceae.
ACGAGGUCGUGCGCAUCGACACGUAUUCACCAGCAGUGCAUCCUCAGGCAUCUCUUCGCCAGGAAUCUCCAAGAUAACACCUUUGGCUUUCAGCGCUGCAAUCUCCUCCAUUUCGCGCAUCAGAAAGAACUCUCGUCACAGUCAACAUGUCGGCGCUCUCUCCUGUGGCCAAGGCGGCGCUGCGUCACCCCGCGGGGCGCGUGAGCAACAACGGCAUCACCGCCGCGGUCUUCGGAUCCACGGGCUUCCUGGGCCGCUACGUCUGCGCGCACCUGGGCACCAACGGAAACGCGUACGUGCUGCCGUACCGCGGCGAUGAGAGCGAGGUGUCGCACCUGCGCGUGUCGGCCGACCUGGGCAACGUGGCGCAGCAGCCCUUCCACCCGCGCGACCGCGACUCGAUCUUCGAGGCCGUCGAGGGCGCGGACAUCGUCGUGAACCUCAUCGGCAAGCACUACCAGACCAAGCACAUCCUGCCGUGGUGGAUCAACUACACGUACGACGACGUGCACGUGGACGUGGCCCGCACCAUCGCCGAGGUGGCCAAGGAGGCCGGCGUGCCCCGCAUGGUGCACGUGUCGUCGCUGCUGGCCCAGCCCAACUCGCCCUCCGAGUGGGCCGCCUCCAAGUUCCGCGGCGAGGUUGCCGUCCGCAAGGCCUUCCCUGAGGCCAACAUCGUGCGCCCGUCCAACAUGUUCGGUCCCGAGGACCGUCUGCUGGUCUGGAUCGGUAACCGCCUCAACUACGGCGGCGUGCCUGUCGUCAACAACGGCGACGCCGUGAUCCAGCCCGUGUUCGUGAACGACGUGGCCAAGGCUAUCUACCACAUCACCCAGGACCCCACGAUUCAGGGCAAGACCUUCGAGCUCGUCGGCGACGAGGAGUUCACGUACAAGGAGCUGGCCGACUACGUGUUCGACAUUACCAAGCGCAACCCGAGCCUGGUCAACCUCCCGCUGCCCGUGGCCCAGGCCAUCGGCUACUUCUGCGAGCAAUUCCCCGACCCCAAGUUCACGCGCGACUGGGCCACGCGUCUCAGCCUGAACGAGGUCAAGACGUCGGACCUGCCCGGCCUCCGCGAGCUGGACGUGGAGCCGACCAAGCUGGAGAAGGAGGCGCCCAACUUCCUGCUCAAGUUCAACCCCGGUGGCCACUUCCAGGAGGUGUCUGGAUACCACUAAGCCAUUCCAGCGGCGCGGCGGGCGGGAGCUGGCUGGGUAGGCUGGUCGUUCCAGGCAAGACACAAGGGAACGCCAAGCCUGCAGCUUGUUUGACCUGCUGCAGCGGCUGUCGCUGCUUCCACCAGCGCGGCCGGGGCAGCGGCUCCGCUUGGCCAGGGACAGACAAUACCUUAUGAGUGACAGGCAAUCAAUGACCAAAAUGAAGGACUACUAUCCGCUCG